Lactuca virosa is the source of this 933-nucleotide messenger RNA. Lineage: Eukaryota; Viridiplantae; Streptophyta; Magnoliopsida; Asterales; Asteraceae. The record is from the annotation of a GenBank genome assembly.
AUGGGAGGAGGAGGAGGGCGUUCCCCGUGCUGUGACAAGAGUAAGGUGAAGAAAGGGCCGUGGAGUCCGGCGGAGGACGUCAGGCUCGUCUCUUUCAUUCAGAAACAUGGCCAUUCCAACUGGCGUUCUCUCCCAAAACAAGCCGGUCUGCUAAGGUGUGGAAAGAGCUGCCGUCUGAGAUGGAUAAAUUACCUAAGGCCAGAUGUAAAGAGGGGAAGUUUUACUCCCCAAGAAGAGCAUUCCAUUAUUCGCCUUCACGCCACCUUCGGGAACAAGUGGUCGAAGAUUGCAUCUCAGUUGCCUGGACGAACGGACAACGAGAUCAAGAAUGUGUGGAAUACACAUUUGAAGAAAAGAUCAGUGCUGAUGAGCAAAAAUGAAACUUUCUUGUCAACACCUUCAACGUCACCGGCUUCCAACAUCUCAAUUAGUAUUGAUCAACCUCACAUUAAUAGUCAAGAAAUUUCUUCUAAUCACCUGGAUAAUGAUCCAAAAGUGAUAGCCCGAGAGGGAGCUGGUGGAGGUACAUUAUUGGUAGAAGAUAUAGAUCAAUCAUCAACCCCAUCUUCAACCGCGUCUUGCAAUACUCAUGAUGAAGUAAAUCUUGAAAUUCAUUCAGAAUCAGAGGUUGAGUUUUGGAACAUGCUUGAGGACAUACAAUUACAGCCACAACCAAUCGCGGAACACCAUGGAGCCCAUAUUCCAAAUGGAUCGAUAGAUGUUGAGUACUGGAUGAGAUUGUUAGAGGAAGAACUUGGAUUAGUAGAUACAACUCCUGCUACUCAACAAAUUCACCAAAAUGAUCUAACCAAGACGAAGACCAAGCUGAACGAGGAGCUGGCAGUAUUUGGUUACAAUACGGAAAUGUGGUGGAAAAUAAGUGACGAAAUAUCUACACUGUGGCCUACUUCCCCUCAAAAUUUUGGGUUUUAG